CGCACGGUCAGGGGGAAAGAAAAGGGAAGGGGAUAAGGAGAGCCUUAAUCGGCCCCUAUAAUAUAAUUCUACACCGGCGCGGCGCUGCUGGAUACUUCUGAUCAAUAGAACUGGGUGAGGAGUCAGCCAAAAAGGUUUUUGAAUCAGAGACAUGGAUGGAGGAGGAGAAAUAGAGAAUAUAAAGAGGUGGAUAGUGUUCUACCCAAUUUACAUAAACUCGAAGAAAACGGUGGCGGAAGGGAGGCGGAUAAGCCUCGCCAACGCAUGCGAAAAUCCCACUUUCACCGAGAUCGCCGACUGCUGCGCUCAUCUCAAGCUCCCUAAUGCUAUUGAGCUAGAUAAGGCUUAUCCGCGCGACUUCAUGCAAAGAGGGAGAGUGAGGGUAUUGCUGAAAAGGGAGGAUGGGACUCUCUGCAAUCCAGCCAUUUCUUCCAGGUGCUGGCCGAGCAUUUCUGCUGGUGGGGAUUUGAAAAUGUUCUAUGAUGGAAGAAAUACGAAGGACUCUUGCCUUGAAGUGGUCUAUAGAAUGUAUUGGCUCUGUUAUCACAUUCAUACCUAUAAGAAAACUCAGUUGCGAUGUAUGUAGAGCUGUUGUUCUGCUGAGGACAGCUACAUGUAACUCAAUUAUAGGACAAGUCAUCUUCUUAACUGUACAGAUCUCCAGGUGUCUUUUUUUGAUUGCUU
Molecule: messenger RNA, 684 nt
Organism: Corylus avellana
Lineage: Eukaryota; Viridiplantae; Streptophyta; Magnoliopsida; Fagales; Betulaceae
Product: signal recognition particle 19 kDa protein-like
Biological process (GO): SRP-dependent cotranslational protein targeting to membrane; SRP-dependent cotranslational protein targeting to membrane, signal sequence recognition
Cellular component (GO): signal recognition particle, endoplasmic reticulum targeting
Molecular function (GO): 7S RNA binding
Source: RefSeq, a predicted model, not a curated record